This is a messenger RNA of Cuscuta epithymum, 7768 nucleotides long. NCBI's taxonomy places the organism in Eukaryota, Viridiplantae, Streptophyta, Magnoliopsida, Solanales, Convolvulaceae. The record is from the annotation of a GenBank genome assembly.
UGGAGGUAUUGGUCCUACCAAGGCCUCCCUUCCAUUUUAUUAUUGACUUGCACCCUAUGUUUACUCCCACAGUUCCAUUCCGAUAAUUGUUUCUCUUCUGGCUGUUGACUUACCUAAUGUUUGGCCCCCUUUCCGUGUUGUCCGCUGCAUUCUUGUCUAUGUUGGCCCAUGAGCUUUUGUCUUAGCCUCUCCCGUGAGUUGUCAAGUGGCCAAAUACUAUUAUUUGAACCCUUAGCCUCUUCCUUUGAGACUUGUCCUGCGUGAGAGAAAAUCCAGAGAGCAGACCCCUUCUCCUUUCCUUUGUGUGUAAGUUGAGAGAGGCACCUUAGUGGUGGAGAUAAAACAUGGUGUUGUGUUAUGGUCUAGCCUAGGGUGGUGUAUGUGAGCCUAUUGGUGAGGUUGUAGACCUGAGCCGGAAAGAAAUCGACUCCCAACAGUGGUAUCAGAGCUUGUGUUGUCGUCGCCGUCGAUUUUGCCGGUUUCCAUAGUCUGGAACGUCUCCGCCGCCGUCCGCCGCCGUCCGCCGCCGCCGUCCGCCGCCGUUUCGAGUCACUCGAGGUUUCUGUUCUUCCGCCGUUGAAGUCGGUGCUGGUCUAGUUCGCCGCCGCAGAGAGUUGCUCGCCAUUUGAAGCCGCCGGUUGCAGAGGACCGCUCGCCGGAGAUCAUCGCUGGAGCCGCCGUUUGCCUGGGAACCGUUGCAGGAGGAAGGCUGGGAAUUCCGUCGCUGUGCUCGUUCGUCGCUGGGUAGAAGAAGCUGUCACCGGACUCGUCGUAGUUCAAUCGCAACUGGUGCGUGUUGUCGAUACCCGGACCCGGACGCCAGAGUACUUGAAGCAGGAGCUUUGAAGUAAGCGUGAAUCUUACGCUGAAGACCCUGGACCUGGAGCACGAGAGCUGGAUUCAGUCUGGGAUGCUGCUCUACUAGAAUUGGCCUGCUGGAGUUGCUAGGCUUGUUGGGCUUUUGGACCUUGGCUUUUGCUGUUGGACUGCUGGAGCUUAUUGUGCUUUUGGACUGCUACUGGACCUGGAGCAAAGGGAAGACUGGUCAACUAGUCAGUCAACUCGGUCAAAGUUCGGUCAACGCAGGUCAAAGGCAGUCAACAGUCCGAAAAAAUCCCAAUUUUUGAAUUGGGUGGGUAAGGUCGAAACGCCUCUCCUAGGGUUUCGCUCCGGUAUAUUGACUUUUAUCCCUUUUAUCGCUUUUGUAGUGAUUUUUUAAUCUUUUAUUGUGUAGAAAUUAUAUUUUAGGUUUAUUAUUGCUGUUAAAAUUGUUUGAAUUGUUGUAUUGUGUUGUGCUGAAAAUUUAUUAUUUAUUUGUGCUUAUACGGAAGAACAAGGGGUUUGAAGUUGAGUUUGGUGCUCAUUAAUACUCCCUGCGUGUUCGUGUUAGUUACUCCGUAUAGUUGUUGCCUUAUAAAUAUUUAAAUUGUUUUCAGCUAAAUUUACAUUUUCUUUUGUUGCUUAUUUUUUCUCUGUGAAAAUGUCUGCUUAUAAUCAGUAUGGUAUGGCUCCAUUUAAUGGAAAAUCUGAUUUUAGCAUUUGGAAGCAAAAAAUUAAAUGUAUUUUAAUACAACAAAAAUGUUUUAAAGCAGUUGGCGAAACCUAUUUAAUUUCUGACACGGAAGAUAAAAGGGCCGAAAUGAAUGAAAAUGCAUGUUCUGUGAUUUAUUUGAACUUAUCUGACUCUGUGAUUAGAAAAGUUGGAAUUUUAGAGAGUGCUAAAAUUCUGUGGAAUAAAUUAGAUGAACUGUAUACUGAAACCUCUUUGCCUAACCGGAUAUUUUUACUUGAGAAAUUCUUCAAAUUUAGACUAGAUAUGUCUAUAGAUAUUGAAGAAAAUCUAGAUGUUUUUACCAAACUUAUUUCGGAUAUUAAGUUGUGUGGUGAUAAGCAUAUAGAUGAUUAUUCUCCCAUUGCUCUUUUAAAUGCUAUUCCUGAUUCCUUUAGUGAUGUGAAAUCUGCUAUUAAGUAUGGUAGAGAUAAUGUGACUCUUGACAUUGUGGUAAAUGGUCUUAAGAGUAAGGAAUUAGAUUUAAAACAGAUGGGUGAGGGUAGAAAAUCCGAGGAAGUUUUGCAUGUGAGGGGUAGAGAAAAUAAUAGUAGACGACAUAGAUCUAAGUCUAGGUCUAAUUCGAGACGUUGCUAUUAUUGUCAUGAACCUGGUCAUUUCAUAAGAGACUGUCCUAAAUCUAGGAAAAAUGAGCAUAGUGAGCAUGCUAAUUUGACUACGUGUGAAGAUGAUUUAGGUGAUGUUUUUAUGAUGAAAAAUCUAUGUGAUUAUGACUAUCUGAGUUCUGUGAUAUCUGAUUCUUUGGGUAAAUCAGAUUGGGUGGUAGAUUCUGGUUGUACUUUUCAUAUGUCCCCUUUGAAAAAUGUUUUUUCAAACUAUAGAGAGAUUGAGCAUGGCUUUGUGUCUUUAGCAAAUGAGAAGAAAUGCAAUGUGCUAGGAAUAGGAGAUGUAUGCCUUAGGUUUUCUUCUGGUUAUGUGCUUACUUUGAAGAAUGUUAGGCAUGUUCCUGAGCUGUGUUGUAAUUUGCUAUCUUGUGCUUCUCUUGAAAAUGAGGGUUUGAAGGGAAAAUGGAGAAAAGGAAUCAUGAAAGUUGUGAAGGGUUGUUUAGUUGUUUUCAAAGCUGAGAUGAAAAACAACUUGUAUGUUUGUCAUGCUGAACCCGUACUUGAUUCUGUGAAUUGUGUGCAACCCUGUGUGCUAGGAAAACAAUCUAGAGUUGGUUUUCCUGAUCUGCCUGAGUGUACUCAUGUGCUUGAUUGUAUUCAUGCUGACUUGUGGGGUCCUAAUAGUGUUUCCACUCAUGGUGGUAAAAAUUAUUUUCUGACGUUGAUUGAUGAUUUUUCAAAGAAAGUGUGGGUUUUGUUGAUUGAGAAUAAAUCUGAAGUUUUUGAUAAGUUUAAAAACUGGAAAACCCUUGUUGAAAAACAAACCGGUAAGAAAAUUAAUUUUUUAAGAACCACUGUCAGUUUUGAUUUCUGUGAUAGUCAGCUUGGGGAUUUAUGUGAUACUUGGGGUAUUUCUAUGCAUAAAUCUGUUCCCUCCACACCCCAACCGGAUGGGGUUGCUGAGAGGAUGGUUAGAACUUUAUUAGAGAGGGUGAGGGCUAUGUUAGCUUCAUCUGGGCUCUCUAAUAAGUUCUGGGGGGAAGCUAUUUGUUAUGCUGUUGAUUUGAUUAAUCUGUCCCCGUCUGUUCCCUUAGGAGGGAAAUGCCCUGAAUCUGUGUUCAUGGGCAAACCACUUAAUUUGCCAAAUUUGAGAGUGUUUGGUUGUGCUGCUUAUGUGAAUCGUGUGAAUGAUAAAUCUGAACCUAGGACUAAGGAAUAUGUUUUCUUAGGAUAUCAUGAUUGCAUGAAAGGUUAUAGGCUUUGGUGUAGGAGUGAAACUUGCUUCAAUGUGUUGAUGAGUAGAAAUGUCAUUUUUGUUGAAAAUGAAUUUCCUUGCCUGCUUGUUUCUCCUGAUGUUGCUCCAAAUGAGGUGGAGCAUUUGCCUGAUGUUCAUUCUGAUUUACUUGUUGAAACCGAACCCAAAUUUGUGGAUGAAAAUGUUUUUCAUGAUGAAAAUAAAGAAAAUAAUAUUUCUAUUAAGGUGGAGCAUGAUAUGAAUGUUGUGUGCAAUAUGCUUGAGUUGCGUGAUUGCCAUGUUAUUAGAGAUAGAGACAUUAGGAAGCAUGAGAGAAAUAAUAUGUGCAAUGUGUUUGACUAUAUUUCCACUGAGUCUGCUUUAAAUGUGCUUAAUUCUCUUUUAAUUAAAAUCUUUGUGAUAUUUGGUAUGCUAUUUUCUUUGUGUUUUGAAAAUGUGAUACCAUGUGAUUAUGUGAGCUCCGCCUGUGCUAGUGAUAGAAAUAAUAUUGUUUCUUUUAUUUUCUUUAUACUUGCUUUGUGUUGUUGUUGGAUUAGUUGGAAUCCCCAACUUCUCCCGAAUGCUUGCUUGCGUGGUCUAUUAACAUGUGUUGUGCUUGUUAAUAGUUUUGUGAUGGUUUUGGUUCUGAACUCGAGGACCGAUUGGUAGAGUUCAGUCCAUCGUGAAGUGGGUUUGCACGGUAAGCUUGGUCCGAAAGGGAACUUUGGUUCUCAUCUAUUACUUGUAUGAUCGCAAUGAUGUACUUGUAAUGGUCCGGCGAUGAUGAGUCUCCUCACAACUUUGUAUUGCUACUCUACACCACCUAGGACCAAUAAGGUGGAGAAUGUUGGAGGUAUUGGUCCUACCAAGGCCUCCCUUCCAUUUUAUUAUUGACUUGCACCCUAUGUUUACUCCCACAGUUCCAUUCCGAUAAUUGUUUCUCUUCUGGCUGUUGACUUACCUAAUGUUUGGCCCCCUUUCCGUGUUGUCCGCUGCAUUCUUGUCUAUGUUGGCCCAUGAGCUUUUGUCUUAGCCUCUCCCGUGAGUUGUCAAGUGGCCAAAUACUAUUAUUUGAACCCUUAGCCUCUUCCUUUGAGACUUGUCCUGCGUGAGAGAAAAUCCAGAGAGCAGACCCCUUCUCCUUUCCUUUGUGUGUAAGUUGAGAGAGGCACCUUAGUGGUGGAGAUAAAACAUGGUGUUGUGUUAUGGUCUAGCCUAGGGUGGUGUAUGUGAGCCUAUUGGGGAGGUUGUAGACCUGAGCCGGAAAGAAAUCGACUCCCAACAAUAUAAAUUAUUCUGAUCUCAAACUCCUUUCAUGGAGUAUUGAACUCGGAAGUCCCCAAGGGAGAGUGACUCGGCUGUGUACAUUUUAUUACUUAAUUACUGUCACAUGAUUAAUUUUUUAAUGAUUUAAAAAUUCAUAAAUGACCCUCAAAUCAUUAUUUUAAAUUAUGUGCGUUUUCUUGGUGUUGAACCAAGGUAUUACAUAUACUUUCCAUAUAAUAUCAAACUACAGACAUAAUUUGAUUAAUUAUAUACUUCUUCCGUUCUUUUUUAGUUGCAACGGUCAACAUUCCACACUUGCCAACGCACGUCUUUGACCGUAAUUAUAUCUUAAUCUCUAUUAGUAAAAAAUAUUUAAAAAUUAGAUUUUGAAAAUUUUUAAUGAGAUUAAUUGAACAAUAUUUUUUUUAAAAAAUAAUUUUCAUAAAAUAAUAAUAUAAAAUAUAGUCAAAGUAGAACAUGUGAAUAAUGUAAAAUUCAACAUGUUGCGAUUAAAAAAGACAGAAGAUAGUAUUAUACGGAUUAAUAAAUAGUCUCACUAAAUAAUAUAUGUGACUCAAUGAUCUUUUUGAAAAAGCUACUACAUCAUCAAUCUUAUGAAGGAGGAUGUCCUAAAACCAUGUUCGUUCAUAAAUAGUCUCACUAAAUAAUAUAUGUGACUCAAUGAUCUUUUUGAAAAAGCUACUACAUCAUCAAUCUUAUGAAGGAGGAUGUCCUAAAACCAUGUUCGUUCAUAAAUAGUGGUUUGUUGGGUGCCUAUCCACUCGUUGAUUUGGGAAACCCAUUUGGAGGUCAUGUGUUCACUUUUACUCUAAUCUAGUCCAGUUUGUUUGGACCAGGCUUGGGGUGUGAGUUUCAUGUGAAACAAGUAUGUAAUUUUGAGGUAAAGAUUAGUUCUUGAGGAUCCUUUGACAUCGACUUAGACUGAAUUGAACAAUUGCAAACAAGAUUUCUAUUUGGGAUGUGGAGAGUAAUGAAGUUCUUAUGUGCCAUGAAUAAGGGAUCUCGAUCUGAGUGGGACUUCGGAGUAUUCUCUGGCCUAGAAGGUGUAGAAAAACCAGAUCCAAAGAUAUAUAAGAUUGCAUUGAAUUGGAGAGAGCUGGAAAUGUUGCUCCUAGCCUGAAGAAGUUCUUCACAUAGGAGACAACAUCAGGAAAGAUAUUAUUCCUGCAAGGAGUAUGGGGAUGAAUGUGAUACUGCUUGAUCGGUUCAAGACAUCUGAUGCUGAGCUUUGGAGGAAAUCUGGAGAGACUGUGUUGCCCAAUCUUAAUGCAGUAAAAGAUUGGCUCACUUCUCACAGUGAUUCCCUUCCUAAGUACUCCCUCCGUCCCUUAAAACUUUGCCAACUUUCCUUUUUUGGAUGUCUCACUAACUUUGCCACUUUCUCUUUUAAGUAAAUAAUUUAUGGUUCCAGUUAAUUCUCUCUCUUCUGCACAAACCUCAACCACACAGUUUUUACUUUAUUAAUUCCCGUGCCAGUCAAACUUGGCAAAGUUUUAAGGGACGGAGGUAGUAAUCAGCUACGUGUCGACCCUAGUGCUCUAAAGUAUUAUACUUUCUCUUUGUUUUAAUGCAUUCAUGUUGUAUUUGUUUGUGUGUUAUGCAAAUAAAAUAUUUGAAUUUAUAUGUGUGUGCUCGCAUUGAUAUGCAUAUGUUAAAAAUGAUAGUGUUAGUGGUCAUUUAAAAUAAAUGUAAAUAUAAUUUUGAAAACUUUUUCCUAGACUUAUUAAAAAAAGAUUUUUUUAUUAAAUAAAUAAACUUUUAAAUUCAUAUCCUUAAUGAUCACUUUACGUCUUAAAAGCUAAUUGCAAACAGCUAAGUCACUAACAUUUUAUUUCAAACCGUUAAUGAAAGCGGUUAGUUAAAAAGCUAACGGAUCCGCUAGUAUCAAAUUGCUGAUUCAACCACCUAUUAGCUAACAAACACCUACUAAUAUAUAACACGACCGUUGACAUUUUUAAUCCUUUCCUUGUGAUGACAAAAUUAAAGUAGAAGAACUGAAAAUGUCAAUUUCACAAUACUUAAAAUAUGAAAUGUCGCGAAUUUUAAAAUCGAGGAUCAAAAGUGUCUCACUCAAAUAAAUGGGACUUCUUUUUUUUUUACUAAUUUGUCUCAAAUGAUUUUUUUUACCAAUCUGGCAAGAGACCGCAGAUAGUGUUGUUUGUAUUUAGACAACUUUGCAAGUGUGUAGACAAACAAUAUGUGCGAAUGAUGCACACAAACUAGUGUACACCAAACAUGAUUGUUUAUACAUUUGGUGCAUGAAAAUUAAUGUUGACAUCAUUUAUAUAUUUAAUUGUUCAUGAAUGGGCAUUUCUUAUUUGUGUCGCACAUUAAUUAUUUUUGGGUAAUUUGUGUUGCAUAUUUAGAAACUGUUUGACAACACUUAAAUUGACUAAAUCUAUUUAAAUUGAUGAAAUUUUUAUUGAAACGGCUAAAUUAUCAUCAGAAUCUGGUUUGUUAUGUAAAAAAGGUUAUAUGAAUUAUUUAAAUUUUUAUUAUUAAUAAAAUAACAAUAUAUGUGUAUAGAAAAUAUCUAACAUGUCAUUUGCAUUAAUUUCAGCAAAUUUAACCAGAAAAGUAAUUUCAACUCUAUUCAUUUUAAUUAUCACACAAUUUAAAUAUGAAGUUAAAACUUGUGUUUGCAUUGGUAAAAACAAGUUGACUAAUAAGAGUGACACGUUUAAAAUAGGGCUUACUAAACAUGCUCUUAUUGUGUGUGUGUGAAGCUCAAUUUUUUAAACACAAUCUUUUAAUUUGGUUAUUGUCUAACUUAAUAAACAAAAAUUGGAUGGCUGAAAUAUUUUGAGGCGUGAACAAAUAGAACCGUGUAAAAUUGUAUGGCUUUGGGAAGAUAUAACGGCUUAUAGUAUCAAAAUUAGUUAAAUCAGUUGAAUGGAAUACGUUGAAAUUGAAGAGAUUCUUGUGAAAGCGGAUGAAUGGUUGAAUCUUUUGAAUUUGUUAAUGAAUUUGAAUUCGAAAUAUUUCAUUAACAAAGUAAAAAAAAAAGUAUAUUUGCGAAAAAGUUAAAAUAAUCCUACUCCGAAAUUUCACCCAAUACUUAUUAGAAAAAAAUGAACUAAUUUAAUAGCAUCCGUAAUUAAUUCAAGCUGAAAUAUAGAAGAGAAAUGUUAG